AAUUGACAGUCAGUUCAGUUCAGUCAGUAAAAUGAAAAAUCGAACAAGACGAAAUACGAAUCCAUUGUAAUGAAAAUGGCAAACCAAAGAAUUAUUUAAAAAGUUCUCUGUGAUUCUGACUGUUGUCCCCAUCCCAGCUCGGUAAUAAGUGAUAAUUAUUAAAUAAAAUGUGUUUAUGUGAUUAGUGACUUGUGCGAUUUUAAUAUUGUAUUUGGAUUGCCGUGAUCAGUUUUACUGAAACUGAAGGAUUUUCUUCAGGCGUGAAAUUAAUUUAAAAAAAUGUCUUCAUACGAAAAAUUAAAGCUUCUUGUUUGGAAGAAUUUUCUUUUGCAAAGAAGACAUAAAUGGCAAACUGCAUUUGAAAUAGCAUCCCCUGUAAUAUUUUCUUUAUUCUUAAUAUUAAUACGAUGUCUCGUCGAUCCGGAAUCAAAACCAGAAGUAUCCUAUCCACCUUUCCGCCCAACAUAUUUCAAUAUGUCUGGAAAACAUUUAGGGAAUCUCACAACAGCAAGGAGAGAAGGCACAUUGGCUUUUUCUCCUGAAAAUCCACUAACCAGAAAGGUGACCCAGGAUGCCAUGGCAAUGGUGGCAUUGGAUAAUCUAGAUGGGUUUAUAGCACUACUGUUUGACACUAAAAUGCUCCCAGACCCCAAAGGGUUCAAUGAUUCUGCAGCACUUGAAACAGCAUUAACUCAACCAAAUGCUAUGAAUCAAAUUCUUGUUGGUAUACAAUUUGAUGACAGAAUGGCAAAUGCUACAGAGUGGCCCGAUGAUAUAGAAGUGGCAUUGAGAUUUCCAGCUGUAAUGAGGAUUCCGAUGCUUGAACAUCCAUUGAGAAUCAGUUGGAGGACAAACCUUUUGUUUCCAUUGUUUCCUCAACCUGGUCCAAGGGAACCUGAGGACAUGUACGGAGGGAAGACUCCAGGUUACUCUCCAGAAAUGUUCCUAGCGGUACAACACGCUGUAUCCCAAACUAUAAUCAAACAAAAGACCGGGAAGGUGAUAAACACAAAAGUGUUCCUCCAACGUUUGCCUCAGCUACCUUACAGGAAGGAUGACUUGUUGGUAGCUAUGGAGAGAUUCAUUUCCAUGAUCAUAAUGAUGUGUUUUGCGUACACUUUCGUUAACACUGUAAGAGUGGUCACAGCUGAAAAGGAAAUGCAACUCAAGGAAACCAUGACAAUAAUGGGAUUACCUUCUUGGCUUCACUGGCUGGCCUGGUUCAUUAAACAGUUCUCAUUCCUUCUGAUUUCUGUUGUGCUGAUGGGGAUAUUGUUUAAGAUACCGUUCAACUCAACUCAAGAUGGCGAAGGCUAUGCGGUGUUAACCUUCACACCGUGGACUGUCCUGUUUUUCUUCUUGACCCUAUUCGUGGUGGCGUCAUUGGCUUUCAGUUUCAUGGUCAGCGUAUUUUUUACUAGAGCGAAUACCGCCGCGUCAUUCAUGGGCCUAAUGUGGUUCUCAACUUACGCGGCAUACAUGCUCACGCAGAUGUUGUACGAAGACAUAAGCCUGACCACCAAGUUACUGCUCAGUCUGAUAUCUAAUGCUGCAGUGGGGUAUGCGUUGCAAAUGCUAAUCGUAUGUGAAGGAACUUCUAGAGGCUUACAAUGGGAGGACUUUUUCAAACCAGUAUCCUAUCAUGACCAGUUUCAACCCGGUCAUGUAGUUUUAAUGUUAAUUUUAGAUACUAUACUAUACAUGUUAGUUGCUAUGUAUGUGGAGAAAAUACGACCGGGUCUGUACGGGGUACCUUUGCCGUGGUACUUCCCUUUCACCAAGAGUUUCUGGUCUCCGAACAAAUCCAAAAUUGCGGCCGUCACAAACUCAAAUGGCGUAGAUCAUGAAUAUAAAAACGCCUUACUAAAGGUCGUCCAUGAUGAAGAACCAAAAGGUGUGCCAAUGGGCAUUAAUAUCGAAAAUCUCACAAAAGUGUACAAAGGACGUAAAAAGGCUGUAGAUAAUUUAAACCUUAGGAUAUAUGAAAAUGAAAUAACAGUAUUAUUAGGUCAUAAUGGUGCCGGAAAGACGACUACCAUAUCUAUGCUAACCGGUAUGGUCCCACCGACGUCCGGCUCGGCGACCAUCAACGGGUACGACAUAGUGAGCGAGACGGAGCAGGCGCGCAAGUCCAUCGGCAUCUGUCCGCAGCACAACGUGUUGUUCCCUGAUCUCACGGUCGCCGAACACAUCAUAUUCUACUCGCGGUUAAAAGGAGUGCCCAAGUCGAAGAUAAACGAUGAGGUCGAUCAUUUCGUCAAACUUCUGGAGUUGGAGGAAAAGAGGGACGUGGUAUCAAAGCACCUAUCAGGCGGUCAGAAGCGACGGCUGUCCGUGGGGGCAGCGAUGUGCGGGUCCUCUCGAGUGGUGUUACUAGACGAACCCACGUCUGGCCUCGAUCCGGCGGCCCGGAGAUCGUUAUGGGAUCUAUUACAGAAAGAGAAAAGAGGUCGAACUAUGAUCCUAACAACGCAUUUCAUGGACGAGGCUGACGUGCUAGGUGACCGUAUAGCUAUCAUGUCGGGCGGACGAUUGCAAUGUGUCGGUACAUCUUAUUUCUUGAAAAAGCACUAUGGAAUUGGUUACAAACUGACUAUAGUCAAAAUGGAUCAUUGCAAUGUACAGGAUGUCACGAGAUUCUUUAAGAAUUACGCACCAGACAUUAAGGAAAACACCAAUAUCGGAUCGGAGUUGACAUAUAUUUUACCAAACGAACAUGUCAGUAAAUUUCCAGAAAUGCUUAAGAAAUUCGAAGAAGAAAAGGAAAAUCUAAAAGUGUCUAGUUACGGUUUGUCAGUAACGAGCCUUGAAGAGGUAUUUAUGAAAGCGGGUGCGGAAGACAAUGAUGUGUCGUCCUCAAAGAAAAACAAUUACAAAAGCUUGUACAACGACUGUGCCAUAGUUCCGUUAGAUGGACACCGGAAUAAUAUAAUAGACAACGAGCCAAUACAAAAAGUGCGAGGGUUCAAACUAUUAAGGAACCACAUAAAAGCGAUGUUCUUAAAGCUGGCCUACAAUACGCUGAGGAACAAAUUGGCUUCAUUGAUACAGAUAAUUACACCAAUUAUAAAUAUAUCUAUAUCUGUAUGGAUAGCAAGGUCGUGGCGAUUCAUGACUCAGCUCCCAUCAUUGGAACUUAGUUUGGAAAGUGGUUUUAGGAAAACGGAAACUCUGAUAUCAGAAGGAGCUAAUUUGACUGAAAACAGUUUAGAACGAAGAGCGAUGAUGGCAUAUAAGGAUUAUUUUAAAACAGUUAAUACCGCAAACAUGCUAUUGACGGACAUUGGACAAAUAGAUUUAGGGAAAUUUUAUUUAAAAUUGAGUGAGGCAGACCAAGCCCGCGUCCGCUACGAGAACCUGGUGGGCGCCACGUUCGCCCCGCACCGCAUCACCGCGUGGUUCAGCAACUACGGCUACCACGACUCGGCGAUAUCGCUGGCUCUUGCCAACAACGCCAUAUUGGACGCCCUCUCGCCGGGCAGCUCUUUGACUAUCGUGAACCGUCCGCUACCGUACUCUAUUGAGAAUCUAGUCAAAGUGAUGGCAAGUGGAAGCAGUAUGGCAUUUCAAUUCGCCUUUAACAUCGGAUUCUGUAUGGCGUUCGUGACGUCAUUCCUCGUCCUUUUUGUCAUCAAAGAGCGCACGAGCGGCGCGAAGCUCCUCCAGCGUGUGUCGGGUGUGCGACCUGCGAUAUUGUGGACCACUGCGUUGAUAUGGGACUGGUUUUGGCUGCUCAUGGUCUUCUUCGCUAUAAUACUGACGUUAGCUUUCUACCAGGAGAACACGUUGGCCACACCUGAGGAAUUAGGCAGAGUGUUACUGGUGUUGGUGGUGUUUGCGUUUGCAAUGAUACCGUUACACUAUCUGGCAGCUUUUUAUUUCGAAGCCGCCGCUACGGGGUUCUCGAAAAUGUGUUUUAUAAACAUUUUUUCAGGUUGUAUGCCGUUUCUGAUAACAGAAGUAUUAAGAUUACCCGUAGUUGGUAAUCCGUAUUAUGCACACAUUUUCGACUGGCUCUUUUCGCCAUUGCCCAUCUAUUGCAUCAGCAGAAGUUUCAGGGACAUGAGCCACUCGUCGUUCUCUCUGCUGGCGUGCGACGCGCUGUGCAAGCAGUUCGAGAACAUCGACAACUGCACGCGCCUCACCGUGUGCCACAGGCUCAACGUGUCGGUUUGUUGUAUCGAAGACGACCCGUAUUUAAAAUGGAGCGAACCUGGUAUCGGCCGAUAUCUGUUUAUGAUGACAAUGGUGGGGAUACUCGGCUUCACAGUUCUGUUGAUCAAAGAAUAUGAAAUCCUGAAUAAGGUAUUCUACAAGGAGAGCCCGCAUCGCCCGCCGGCGCCGCGUGCGGACGAAGACGGCGACGUGGCCAGCGAGCGCAGCGCUGUGCAAGCUCUCACGCGGACGGAGCUCCCGCAGCACAGCCUGGUCUGCAGGGACCUUACCAAGUUCUACAAGGACUUCCUGGCUGUCAACAGACUUAGUUUCGCUGUGAACAAGGGCGAAUGUUUCGGUCUGCUCGGCAUCAACGGCGCGGGCAAGACGAGCACGUUCCGCAUGCUGACGGGCGACGCGCGCAUCAGCUGCGGCGACGCGUACGUGCACGGGCUGUCGCUCAAGACGCGCAUACAGGAUGUGCACUCGCUUAUUGGAUAUUGUCCGCAAUUCGACGCGCUAUUAGACAACUUGACGGCACGGGAAACCCUCAAAAUAUAUUGUCUUCUUCGCGGUAUACCUGUUAAAGUGGGCUCGGUGAGAGCUAUUCAGUUGGCCGAAAUGUUGGGUUUCAUGAGACAUUUCGACAAAAAGGUACACGAAUGCAGCGGUGGCACAAAGAGGAAAAUCAGCACUGCUCUAGCACUUCUUGGAGAUUCGCCGUUAGUGUUCCUUGAUGAGCCCACUACAGGCAUGGACCCAGCGUCCAAGCGCCUGGUGUGGUCGUGCAUCAGCGAGGCGGUGGGCGGCGGGCGCAGCAUCGUGCUCACCUCGCACAGCAUGGAGGAGUGCGAGGCAUUGUGCUCCCGGCUCACGGUCAUGGUCAACGGUCGACUGUUCUGUCUGGGGCCGCUGCAGCAUCUGAAGAAUAAGUUUUCUCAAGGAUACACUUUGAUAGUGAAAUGUAAAGCGGGACCAGACAGAGAUGCCUGUGUCGCAAAUAUUCAUCAGUACGUCCUCGACAACUUUGCGGAUGCGAAGCUUAUAGAAACCUACCUUGGCAUCAGUACGUACUACCUGGACGAUCAAGGGUUGCCGUGGUGGCAGGUGUUCCACCACAUGGAGCAAGCACGCGAGGCCUACUCCAUCGAGGACUACUCCGUCUCGCAGACCACCCUGGAGCAGGUGUUCUUGCGCUUCACCAGGAUACAGGGGCAACCCGAUCAAGUACCACCGGACAGUGGAAACCAUGUCAAGACUUAAGGUACGUUGUUUUUAGAUGAAUUGUAUCAAUGGAGACUAAAAACUGUCUUGAGGUUUAAGGUAGCUUAAUUUUUUUGGUUACUUAUUAGUUUAAAAGCGUUAUAACAAUUAAAGCGAGCUACUAAUUCAUCUGGUGUGUUGUCUAUCAAGCAGAGACAAUUUUCUAGAUCGCUGUAGAAUUCCACGGAUGAUUUAGGUAUCUAAGGCUUGAUCCCUAAAUUUCCCUAAAUUCUUUUUGCUAUAAAUUCACGUGUGUACCUCAAUUGGAGCAAUUUCCGCUCCUGUAAACAAAAAAAUGACUAAUUCUAAGAUUAUCUAUUCGUAUUUUCAAUUCUUGCUUUAAUAAUGUUUAUGUGACACAGUUCGUUAUGGUUAUGUCUGAUUUCCUUGUUUUGUGGCAGAAUCGUUGUAAGAACCAAAUUACAGUGAUUCUUUUUGGUUAUAACUGGCCUAUAAAAUGUGUCUAGUGGGACAUUAGUUUUCAACUUGAAUGGCACACUAUAGAAAAAAAAAUUAAAUGGCCCUUCCAUCGUCCAAUCUAGACCCCUUGCGGCAGGUAUGUGAGUAGCUCGCUCAAUAGAUUUCGUAUUAAAUAGAAAGAAUAGAUCAGGUGAUCGUCUUUCAGAAAAGUCAUCUUACCAACUUGAAAUAAGAAGAUAAAUGUUAUGAAUUUUGCAUUUCACUUGAAAUACCGUCAAACAAUUUAAAUAAUCUAAAGAACAUCGGUUGUUUAAUGUGCUAUUAUUUAGUCCUAUUAGUGCUGUAAGUCCAUGUUAUGUGUGUAAAAAAAGUACAUGAAAUGAUAAUUAAAUUAUGCAAGAAUACUUAAUGCCAUGGCCAUGAAGGCAUUAAGUAUUUCAAGGCCACAUAUGAGUCAUAAGUGCACAGAAUAGGAAACAGAUGGUUAUUGGAAAUGUAACUCUAAAAGUAAGUUACACUUCGCCUCUGCCUGUACCGACCAAGUAACGAAGAGUAACGAAAGUCCAGUUAAUAAAAUUAUUUUAUUAUUAAAUAUGAGCUAUUUGAUUUGAGCUUUUGGGUAAGAUCAAAGUUGUUGAUGGUGUUACACCCCAGUACCAAAGUACGUUAAGCUGUUAGACUCGAAAAAUUACCACCUUUUAAUUAAUUUAAACCAUUAACACAUUCUCUGCGGUACGAGGUCAAUUGACCUCGUAAGUCUAGCUGCUUCAAGAGUUACCACACCACAAAGUUUUAGUAUGAGGUCAAAAAACCUCGUACCGCACUAGAGGAAAGUACAGAAAAAUCAGUGCCACAGUGAACGUGUUAAUUAGCCUGCCAAUCUGCAUUGUAACAACGCUAUAAACCUUAUUAAGUUUCAAACCCCUAUUCAUAUAAGGAAGAAGGCCCACGCCUUGUAAUGGAUCGUUCAAAUAGGCUAAUAAUGAUGAUAAACAGCACGAGGCGAGGCGAUGCUGGUCGGAUGCUGGCUGGCUCUAAUGAGCUAUGACUACUAUUUUAUACGUGUAUUAAAUGUUUAGAUGUGUCUAUGUUAGUGUUGUUAUCAUGUUAUUUAUACUGUGUAUUGUCACAAAUGCAAUAUGUGUCGUUGUUCUAUGCUAGGAUAAUUUAUGUACUUAUUCAAGAUGUAUGGAGAAUUGUGGUAUAGAGAAUAAUCUUUCAUUAUAAAAAGUGACCGCCAUUAUUCAUUCUGACGUUUGCGUUAGAUCAGGUUACAGUUACAUUUUUUUUUUAUUGGAUUGCUUCAGAAUUUGAGGUUUUAUAAGCGUUUUGCCAUUCUAGCCACCUUAUGUUUUUAACUCCAAUCCGUCUACAAGUCAUAUAGUCAUAUGAUAUCCCGAUGCUACACACUAUUUAAAUUAAAGUAAUGGUCUAAAGCAGACACGUUUUUAGUUAAAUCCACUAAUGAAAUGAUUCUCCUUACCUCUUGUCUCCAAAUUUACUUGCAAGAACUAUCUAUAUAUUAGAUAUUUUUAAUCUGUAUUAGAUAGGAUCGACAACCGCAAAAAUAAUAAAUUAAAUACAGUACUUACCUACCUUAUUUAAUAGUGUUCAGCUAACGAUGACCCUUUUUUCAUAUUUUUAAUUCGAAAAUGUUAUCGCUGUAUAUUUAUUAAGUUAAUAUUAGGGGCAAACGAGACCACCCGAUGAUUGUGAAACAUUUGCUAUUGAUUCGUUCGCAAGGCAUGUAAUCAUUCAAAAUUCUGGCAAUGAGAAGUGUCUUUUGACAUUUUUGACGUCUUGCUACGGUGUAUUUCUUGUUAUUAUAAAUAGGCUAGUUGACACUUUUUUUUAAUGGUCUUAAAUAGUUCAUUAUUGUUCUACUACACUGAUUUUUUUUUUCAUAUUUUUACGAACGUACAUGAAAAUUUUAGUUUUUAAAUAUGUUUUUGACAAUACGAGCCAAAACGCCUGUCUGCCAUGACAGUCUGUUUCAUGUCGUCACCACAAUAUAUCCCAUAGAAAUGAAGCGUUUGACAUAAAUACUAGUUAAUAAGUAGUUCGACGUUUAGUACAUCAAGUGUGUUAGUGACGUCACAAAAUGGACGACAGCAUUUUUAACGUUUGGAAUAUUUGAAAAAAUACGCAAUAUUUAAAUUAAGUUUUAUAUGAAAUCCUUCACUUUUAUUAAUUGAUAUCGAUAUAUUUCGGACCCUUAUUCCAUGUACUACACGAAAUUAAUAUUGUUUAUAUUAAAUUUGAUAUGAGUCAACUACCCUAUUAUAAUUAGCCCUAUAAAAUGUUUUUGUUAUCAGAUUAAAUAAUGCCCCAAACGUAAAUGAUAAACUAUUUGGUAAUAUUUGAAAAAUCUAAAACAUUUCGAAUUGAAAAUUUUCAAAGUUUAUAACAAAAUCUAAGAAUACUCGAAAGUGUUCAACAUAUUGUAGUAUAUGACUUUCUCAAACUAGUUACUUACUUUUUCAAGACUGAAAGUUUAGUGUACCAAUAAUCCAAACAAAUUAAACUGAGUCUAUUUAUACUCGUAUAUAUUUUGUACACGUGGUUUUCACCUUGAAAAUAAUAUGUUAGUGUAGUGUGUAAAUAAUUUUUAACUGUCACCUAAACACAUUCAAAUAAUACUUGUAGUGAAACGUGUAACGUCAAAACAAAAUGCGAUCCAAUAUGUAUAAGUAACUAAAACAGUCUUGGAACUACGAGUACCAAUGUAUAUAAUAGGUUGGGGAAAAGGUAAUUCAUUUUAAUGUGGUUAGAAUUGUCCGAUUUAGGUCAUAUAUACACCAUUUUGUUCCUUAAUAUGUUGCCAUUUUAAGGGUAGUAUUUUAAUGUCUCUUUCAUAUAAGUCUUGGUCCAUAUUGGCAAAAAACUGUACUGAUAGAUUCGUCGUCGAAUAUUUAUAAAAAAAUAUGGCAAAUAUUCUUGUUAAAAAUGUGUAAUCGUUCAGGUGACAGUUAAAAAUGAUUUAUUUACGGUAUUUUUCCUCACAAUAACUACAGGCAAUGGGAGAAUGUAGUAGUUUAGUCACUUUUACUUUAGUUUUACUGAAUAUAUAAACUUGAUUCCUAUAGUUAGGAUCUGAUUAGAUUUAUAUGGCUGCCAGUAUUACUGUACUGUAAUGAAUUUUUAUGUACUUAGAUUAAUUAUUCAAUUAAUUCAUUAAAAUUAUUAAUGAUGCACGAAGAGUAGUUAUUGUGAAGAUUGACCGUAGUAUCCCUAUAGUAUAGAUAAUUCUUCUAUCUAGCUUUGCUAGCUAAUUAAAUUAUGAAUGUUUAAAAUUUCAAUAUAUUUGUAUAAUGAAGUGUACUUCAUAUAUUAAUUUAGUAUGGUGCUUGGCAUGACGUUAUUUAGAAAUAAGUUUAGUUUCAGAAGUGGGAUUGUGUUAAACGAAAUUCAAAAGAAUAUUAAUAUAUAAAGUUUUAUAAAUGUUUUGUGGCAACUAAAAAAGGCAACUAAAGAUAACAUACAUUAAUUACUAAAUACAUUUUCUAUUUAUGGUUAGUACUGCAGAUACACGUAUUAUGUACUCGUUUGACUGACUGAUAGUAUUAACUGACGUCAUUACAUAAAAAUACGCCCCACUUAAUUAUUAUUUGUAUUAGGUACUGAUUACCUAUUAAUUAGUGCUUGAAUGCAAUAUUUUCAAGUAUUAUUUAUUUACAUGUGACUUUUAGAAUGUGAUCGUUUUCGAAUACUUACUUGUACGAACUCGUACUUUUCAUUAUUAUUUAUAGCCAUCAUGAGUGUUGCCAUUAGACGUAAAAUAGGUUCAAGCACUGGGCCGACGAAGAUAGGUAAAUCAAUUAUUAUAUAUUAUAAUAAUUUAAUAAGUUAAUUAUUAUAUAUUAGCUACCUUGUUGUGGUGUAACAACAUUUACUGUAUUCGUAAUAGUGUGCGACAGUGUCCUAUGUUAGGUAUAUAUAUAUAGACGGAUGCAAUAUUUAUGAAGUUUUAGAACAUCCUGCGUUAAUUUGCGCAAUUAAAGAUUUUAGAUAUCAGCGGUAAUAUAGGGACGCGGCGACAGGACAUCACACCCCGUUUGCCUUCUUCCCACUCGUAUUCGCCUUACUAACUAACAACUCACCAUACAAUAAGUUCACGUGCCUGCGGCACCCAUUAAAACAGUAAAGAAUAUAACCCUAGAGUUAUGGGAAAUACUCCCCAGCACCCUGUAUAUGACCUACAUGUAGUGACAAACGCAACUGAUGUUUCGAAACGUCCUAAACAUUGCAUCCGACCAUACGGCCUUGUAUGUGUAUGUACCUACUACCUUAUACGUAUUGAAAUCGUGUACAUGAAUAAGUUCAAACCUUCUGAUAUAUUAUUAUUUUAAAUAUACCGUUUACCAGACUUAAAUUGUGAUAUUUUUUUGUGAUCCAUUGUAAUUUUAAUUUGAGAAAGUACAGCUAGCAUGUAAUUUUAUAUAAGUCCUUUAAAAUAUACUCGUAAGUGUAAAUGGGCACUUGGGAAGUCAAAUCUCGGAAAAACAAUUAUAUUGUUAACUAGCUGACACCGCGCGGUUUCAUCCAUGUGGUUCCCGUUCCCGUAGGAAUACAGUGAUAAAUUAUAGCCUAUAGCCUUCCUCGAUAAAUAGGCUAUCUAACACUAAAAGAAUUUUUCAAAUCGGACCAGUAGUUCCUGAGAUUAGCGCGUUCAACCAAACAAACUCUUCAGCUAUAGAUAACUAAGUAAAGUAUGAUUACACAAAUAAUAAAUACGUAAAUACGUGCUUUGCGUUUCGUCAUUAUGUACUUAUGCUACGUAAUAUAUUAAUUUCGUAUAUAUUAUAUGCUGGCUGUACACAUAUUUUUUAAGUAAGUAUAUUUUUUUCGGCAAAGUCGGGUUUUUUUAUUAUGUUAAACCUAUGAAAUAUAGAUUGUUAAAUAAAUAUUUAUUUUAAAAUGAUUUUACAUUUGUAUAGUACCUAUAUAUAUUUAUUAAUAAAUUAAUAUUUAUAACCACAUAAAUAAUUACAGAAUAACGCUUUCGAUGUGUCACAUAUGCAAGAUAUGUUUUAAGCAAAAUGUUCGCGUAUACCUACUUUAAGGUUUACAAUUUUUUAAAUAAAAUAUCUUUAUGGAA
Molecule: messenger RNA, 10936 nt
Organism: Bicyclus anynana (squinting bush brown)
Lineage: Eukaryota; Metazoa; Arthropoda; Insecta; Lepidoptera; Nymphalidae
Product: phospholipid-transporting ATPase ABCA3
Exons: 31
Coding region: 280-5418 (1712 amino acids)
Biological process (GO): lipid transport; transmembrane transport
Cellular component (GO): membrane; intracellular membrane-bounded organelle
Molecular function (GO): lipid carrier activity; ATP binding; ABC-type transporter activity
Source: RefSeq, a predicted model, not a curated record